UGAUCGAUUCCUUAAAUACGGAUUCAGAGGCGGCGAUCACUCCCUUUGCCCCCCUAAAAUACACCCUUGUUAGGAUAAUUAUUAUUAACUGCUAAAGUUAAGUUCAUUAUCAUUUGACACACCCACUCUUACAAUUCUAUUUUGACUGAUGCAACACUGCAGUCACAGAAUUGCACUAAUUGUGUACCUUCUAUAGAUAACUAUUUUAUUAUCGUGUGGUCUAGAUUAAUUAAAUAUGGAAUAGAUUAAGUUUAAAUUUAAUUUAAUUAAAAUUUUAUUUAAUCUAUUCUGUGCUUCAAUCUUUGUGAAUGAUAACAGCGAUAAGCUUUACGUUUUCCCAUUUUCCGUAAAUUAACUUUCGUUAAUAGUUCAUUCUAUUGUAAUUAACUUUCUAGCCCUGGGUUACUUGUUUUUUAUCAAACUUUUAGUUUUGGUUUUUUUUUAUAUUUCUUUUUAGUAUAAUUUAAUUGGAAAGAGUAUUGUGAAGUAUGUCUGGUAGUAAUAAUAAAAGCAUAAUCUUCUACAAUGGUUUUCGUGAAAAAUCAUACUGUGGUUACUGCAAGAAAGGCAAAACUAGUUGUAGUCACGGUAUGUGGGCUUCUCGUCUUUCGGUACAAGCAUAUCAAGAUAUGAUAGAUCGUGGGUGGCGACGUAGUGGCAAGUACUGUUAUAAAGCAUCAAUGGAUAAGACUUGUUGCCCUUUGUAUACUAUAAGAUGUGAAGCUUUGAAUUUUGAACUAUCAAAAUCUCAGAAAAAGAUUAUUAAAAAAGUAACUAAAUUUUUAAAAUGUGGAGAAUAUGAGACAAACACAUUUGAUAAUGAACAAGCAGAAAGAGAGCCUCUCAUGAAUUUUGAAACUCAUGAUAUUCAUAAUCAUGACGAUAAGAUGCAAGUUACUAGUACUGACACUGAUCAAUUAUAUGUUGAAGAACCAUGUUCAUCUGUUACUGGUUUACAAAAUAGUAGUACAUUAGUUACCGAUAAAGAAGUUAAAAAUACAGUUCUAUCUGUUAAUUUAAGUUGUGAACCUGAAACUACCAAAGAAAAUAAAAAAGUUAAACCUGGUGAAGGAGCUAAUCCAAAUUUGCCAAAGUGCAAAAAAAAAAAAUUACUACGUAUUGAGAAAAAGUUGGCCAAGAAUCCAAAUUCUGUUAUUACAACUUCAGUUCCACAGCAGAAAAGUUUGGAAGAUUUUAUUUCAGAGAAUGAUUUAGCAUCUAUUGAUGAAUCAAAAAAAUUAAGAAUAAAACUCUUAAAAUUGACACCAUCAAGCAAUUCUUUUGAGUCUGAAUAUGCAGUUUACAAAUUGUAUCAAACUGCUGUACAUGGUGAUUCAGUUGAUAAUUGUACAAGAGAACAAUUUAUUCGAUUCCUUGUCAAUUCACCUUUUAGAGCAGAAAAAGCAAAUCAUUCUGAUCAUCCAGGGUAUGGCUCAUUUCAUCAACAAUAUUGGCUUGGUGAUAAACUAAUUGCUGUUGGAGUAAUUGAUAUUUUACCAAAGUGUAUAUCAUCUGUAUAUUUAUUUUAUGAUCCUGACUAUCAUCAUUUGGUGUUAGGAACUUACAGUUCAUUAAGGGAAAUAUGUUUAGUAAGGAAAUUAUAUAGUAUGUCACCUGAUAUGAAGUAUUAUUAUAUGGGCUUUUAUAUACAUACAUGUGCAAAAAUGCGUUACAAAGCCAAAUUUCGACCAUCAUAUUUAUUAUGUCCACUUCGGUACACAUGGCAUGCAGUUGAAAGAUGCAUUCAAAAACUUGAUAACGAAAAAUAUUCAAUAUUUAAUGAGUCUGAUGAUGUGCAGGAUGAUGGAGAUACUUUGAGGAUAGAUAAUAUUCCAGUAUUGUAUUGUGGUACAUUGAUGACUUAUUCAAAAUACAAAACUAUUAACUACAAAGAAAAUCAAGAUGAACUAAUGACAGAAUAUAGUAUGUUAGUAGGACCUAAAUUGGUUAGACAAUUAAUUUAUUGCUUUUUGGAUUAAUUAGUCAUACAU
This is a messenger RNA of Sipha flava (yellow sugarcane aphid), 1991 nucleotides long. It is a transcript of the gene Ate1, whose product is annotated as arginyl-tRNA--protein transferase 1. Lineage: Eukaryota; Metazoa; Arthropoda; Insecta; Hemiptera; Aphididae. Gene Ontology annotation, molecular function: arginyl-tRNA--protein transferase activity. The record is from RefSeq and is a predicted model, not a curated record. Gene Ontology annotation, cellular component: cytoplasm. The transcript has 10 exons. Gene Ontology annotation, biological process: protein arginylation. The coding region runs from base 489 to 1979 and encodes 496 amino acids.